AUGAACCAGGAUCUGGUAGAUCUUGCCCUCCUCGACCAAAAGACGGAGCCCAGCAGCAUCGCUGCCACCGCGGCCGCGACAGCCGAACAACCGCACCGGAGCAGCGCGACCGCCUCCCGCACGACGACAUCACGCAGCUCGAACACGGCGAACAUGGCGGAAAGCAAGCACACGGCGCCCAAUAGCGCAGUCGGCGCUGCCGCGCCCGCAGUCUGCCCAGUCGACCACAAAUCCCGAGAGGCCUGGCUGCAGCAGGCGCAAAACGCAACCUCCUCCUCCUCCUCCACAUCGCCACACGCCGCGGCUGCCGGGGCCCUCCCGCCCAACCACCCGAGGAUACCGAGCAGCGGCGGCGGCUCCCUCUCCGAGUCCCGCGAGAUCUCGUCCAUCCCGCGCACCGAGGACACGGGGCCCUCGGCCUGCCCCGCCAACCACGAGGCCGAGACGGGCUCCGACAAGGCCUCGGGCAACUGGAUCUACCCGUCCGAGAAGAUGUUCUUCGACGCCAUGCGCCGCAAGGGCCACGACUCGGCGCGCACGGCCGACAUGGCCACCAUUGUCCCCAUCCACAACGCCGUCAACGAGCGGGCAUGGAAGCAGAUCAAGGAGUGGGAGGCGCCCUACACAGGGACCGGACCUGGCCAAUGCGGCGGCCCCAAGCUCCACUCCUUCAUGGGCGACAGCCGCAACAUGACCCCCAAGGCGCGCAUCAACACGCUGCUCGGCUACACCGCGCCCUUUGACCGGCACGACUGGGUCGUCGACCGCUGCGGCACCAAGGUCGACUACGUAAUCGACUUCUAUGAGGGGCGCAAGAACGCAGCCGGCCAGCAGGUCAGCUUCUACCUCGACGUGCGUCCAAAACUCAACAGCUGGGAGGGCGUCAAGAUGCGCUUCCUCAAAGGAUUCGGGCUCGUCUAA
Thyridium curvatum is the source of this 921-nucleotide messenger RNA. RefSeq lists its product as uncharacterized. The record is from RefSeq and is a predicted model, not a curated record. Gene Ontology annotation, cellular component: mitochondrion. Gene Ontology annotation, biological process: cytochrome c-heme linkage. Bases 1 to 921 code for a protein of 306 amino acids. Gene Ontology annotation, molecular function: holocytochrome-c synthase activity. Lineage: Eukaryota; Fungi; Ascomycota; Sordariomycetes; Thyridiales; Thyridiaceae. The transcript is spliced from 2 exons.